GGGAAUAUCAAUUGGUUAAAUGAACUGUUGGCCAUCCCCGGGCCUAUCUAUAACUACACAACAAUUGGUCGAGAUGACAAAGAAGGUACAAGGAGAACACCAUCCGCCAUCUAAAGCAUAUUCUAAGCUUGAUACAUGGAUUAGGCGCCCACUGGUUUGGUUCACAUCAUUCCUCAUCACAUCACACAGCGGCUACGUCUGCUAGUAGAGAGUUCGAUAACCAAGCAGACAAAUGCAUAUAAACCCUUUGCAACCACAUGCUUGACUUGUAGCCAGCCUCAGACAAAAACACACUACUACCAAGCUUCAUUUGAGGAGCACCAGGUCCAAUUAGCCACUAUAUUACCUGCCCUUCAUCCAGAUCAUCUGCACAAUGCCAUCCAACAAAGAUCGUCCAUACGCUGCUCUCUAUGCACGUGGAGGCAACCCGAUAAUGCCAGACAAGGAAGACACAUCCCACUGGGCUUUGAUCGUUGGGCCAAACGUUAAAGUAGAUGGUGGUAUGGGCGUCCGUUACCACGCGAAGGAGAGACCAAAAUUGGGAGGGGGCUCAGAAGGGCACUUUGAGGAGCGCGACUGUCCACUCGCCCCUACCAACAUGCUACUUGUUCGUAUCGUUGUUGGAAAGGUAGCUGAUGGGAGUCGCUUGGUCGAAAUUCUGCGCAGUACGCCUAUCCGACAAGGCCAACCAGGAUGGAAUUGUGUCUCCUGGGUAAAGGAGGCUCUGGAAUCGCUUGAGGCUGAUGGCCCUAGGGACGAGCUGCGCAAUGAGAAAGACCAGCACCGCUUUGACGGUCAGGGCAACUUUGAUAUGACAAAGGUCCCGACUUAUAACUUGAUGGAGUUGAAGGAAAUCAUCAUAGGAGCCACUAUAGUUGGCUAG
This is a messenger RNA of Aspergillus ochraceoroseus IBT 24754, 883 nucleotides long. RefSeq lists its product as uncharacterized. The transcript is spliced from 4 exons. NCBI's taxonomy places the organism in Eukaryota, Fungi, Ascomycota, Eurotiomycetes, Eurotiales, Aspergillaceae. The record is from RefSeq and is a predicted model, not a curated record. The coding region runs from base 374 to 883 and encodes 169 amino acids.